This is a messenger RNA of Eurytemora carolleeae, 752 nucleotides long. RefSeq names its product selenocysteine-containing peroxiredoxin PrxU. Gene Ontology annotation, biological process: hydrogen peroxide catabolic process; response to oxidative stress; cell redox homeostasis. NCBI's taxonomy places the organism in Eukaryota, Metazoa, Arthropoda, Copepoda, Calanoida, Temoridae. The record is from RefSeq and is a predicted model, not a curated record. The transcript is spliced from 2 exons. Bases 31 to 696 code for a protein of 221 amino acids. Gene Ontology annotation, molecular function: thioredoxin peroxidase activity. Gene Ontology annotation, cellular component: cytosol.
UCCGCAAACCAUUUCCACGAGAAAACGAACAUGGACAGGAUCGGAGACGCAAAUAAACCAAUCGAGGCAAGAAUGGCUGAAGUGCGAGAGGAGAAAAAGGUUGUCCAUGUCCCAAAAGAUGCUUUAAACUCGGGUGUGGACACUUCAGAAUACCUAAAGGAACAACUUUCGCUGGGCUUGGAUUAUAUGUUUAAUUUAUCUACCCCAGUACUUCCGGGGGAUGAAGCUCCACUUUUCGAGGCACCAUCACUGGAGAAAGGUGUUUCUAAAGUCACAAACCUGUCCGAAUUAAAGGGCCGAGUAGUACUGCUUGUGUUCUACCCUAAGGAUAUGAGUAUUGAGAGCGAGGAAACGAUGAACCUGUUGACCGACAUGGCCCUAGCUCCAGAGCUUGAUCUCCAACUGUUGACCAUCUCUACCGACACUAUAGAAACUCAUAGGGCGUGGUCGGAACAACGAGAGGGUGGGACUCCUCCAGUAAUAAUGCUAUCAGAUAAAAACGGACAUAUCGCUCAGAUGUACGGAGUUUUGGACUCCAACAACCAUGUUGCGUUCCAGUCAGUGUUCUUGAUAGACCCUGAGGGCUUGGUACAAGGAAGCAGGGUGGCAGGAAGGGGCGGUCUACAACCCAAUACCGCCUCAGAUAUGCUGGAUUUUAUCAGAGCAGCUUUGAAGCCACAGGAUCAAGUGGAAUAGUUUUAAGAACAGAAUACUUGUAUAAAAUCCAAAAAUAAAUUAUUAUGAUUUUUUUA